Molecule: messenger RNA, 2766 nt
Organism: Gadus chalcogrammus (walleye pollock)
Lineage: Eukaryota; Metazoa; Chordata; Actinopteri; Gadiformes; Gadidae
Product: target of Nesh-SH3-like
Exons: 19
Coding region: 218-2230 (670 amino acids)
Biological process (GO): positive regulation of cell-substrate adhesion; extracellular matrix organization
Molecular function (GO): protein binding
Source: RefSeq, a predicted model, not a curated record
AUGCUGCUGUAGUCGUCUUCCUCCACAACACACUGGGUCUACACUCAGCACACACACACACACCAACAGAGACGCACACACACACACCAACAGAGACACACACACACACAACAGAGAGAGAGAGACGCACACACACACACCAACAGAGAAACACACUCACACCAACAGAGACACACACCCACACACAGAGACAGACAGGCUUGGACUGCCCGUUGCCAUGGGAACCGUCCUCUGCAUCCUCCUGCUGCUGUGUGGACUUCUGCUGGUCGACAGCAUCCCCGGAGAGCAAGUGCGGGUGCGUAUCAGUGUGAGUGGGGACACGGUGGUGCUGCAGUUCCUGCUCCCCGACCCGGCGGCGGUGCUGGAGGGCUUCCUGCUGGGCUACGGCCGCCAGCCCGGCGCCACCACCCUCGUCACGCUGCCCGCCCACGGCGCCCCCUACCAGCUGGAGACGGAGGCGGAGCCAAAGUACCUGCUGGCCGUCAGACCUGUCCCUCGCAAGCCUGUGGAGAAACACUGCACAGGCGUGGCGGCCCUGGACCCCCCCCUGGUGGCCGGCUCUCUGAGCCCCACGGCGGUGUUCCUCUCCUGGGGGCUGGAGCCCCAAAGGGAGGGGGAAGUCAUGGAGGAGUGUCUGGAGGAGGGGUUCUACACGGUGCGGUACCGCCUGCGGGGGGGGCCCUGGGCCCACCAGAGCAGCCCCACGGCGGCCGCGGUGCUGGCCGGGCUGCGGCCCGCCUCCCGCUACGAGUUCAGGGUCCGCGCCAGCAGGGGGCAGCGCCACGGGCCCUGGAGCGCCCCGUUGCUCCACAGCACCGGGCCGGGAGAUCAGAGCCAGAGGAAGGCCGUCCAGAUGGGGAGCCCUCCGGCCAGCCCCCUGAAACCUUUGGGACCCCGGGCCAUGUUCCCUCCAAGACCAGCUCUUUAUAACCGGACCCGCCCUCCCCUCUCCUCUCUGAUCAAACAUCAGACCUUCCCUGGUUCCCCGCGGACCUCCUUCGCCAAUCGAGACCCGCUCAGACCGCUGGUCCUCCCUCGCCCCGUCGUCUGGUCCCGGCCUCGCCAGGGUAAAAAGCAUCCUCCAUCCCUCCAGGGAAAACACCACCCUCCACCCCUUCACGGAUAUCCUGUCCGUCCUGCGAUCCCAGUCGACCAGAUCCCUAACCUGGUGGGCGAACUUGGAGACAAAGACCAGCUCAGCCACUGGAAGCAGACGGAGAGGUUGUCGGGGGUGAAGCCCAACCUUCCCGCUGUGACGCCAAGGCCAAAGGCGCAGGAGGAGAGACAGAUCACCAGGACCAUCCCCACCACCAACGCCAGUAGAUUGGAUCUCUGGGAGGAGUCAGAGAUGUUCAGCUCUCAGCCCAACUCAGACCUGGAUGCCCUGGGGAAGAAACGCUUCGUUGCCCCUCACGUGGUGUACAAGACGGACAAGAGGCCUGAGGAGCCCUGCUCCGUCACCUCCUCCCUCCUCUUCUUCCCCGGAGAGAAGCCCGGCGAAUCAGACGCCAGCACGCCACCCCAGGCCCCGCCCUCUAACCUCACCGUGGUAACGGUGGAGGGAUGCCCCUCCUUCAUCAUCCUGGACUGGAAGAACACGGACAACCACACCCAAGAGUACGAGGUCAUCUCCACCGCAACGGGACCGGACGGAGAGGAGGUGUCCGUCCUGACGACCGACCAGACGCACACGGUGGUGGAGAACCUCCGGCCUGAGAGCAGUUAUGCAUUCAAGGUGAAACCUAAGAAUGACCUUGGAGCCGGACCCCCAAGUGAGCCGGUGACCUUCAGCACAGAGUCAGCUGACCCACGCGUGAGUGAGAAUGCCUCUGGUAAAGACGCCAUCUGGACGCGGUUCCCGUUCCGGACGGAGCCGCCCUCUGACUGUACCGGCCAGCAGUACGUCAAGCGCACCUGGUACCGCAAGUUUGUGGGCGUGCAGCUCUGCAACUCGCUGCGCUACAAGAUCUACCUGAGUGACUCGCUCACAGGUCAGUUCUACGACAUCGGGGACGAGGCGGGCUUCGGAGAGGACCACUGUCAGUUCGUGGACUCCUUCCUGGACGGGAGGACCGGCCCACAGCUCCGCCCCCAACAGCUGCCUCAGCGCACAGGGUUCUACCGGGCCGCGCGGCAGGAGCCCGUCCGCCUGGGGCCGCUGGGCGCCGGCGCCCCCGCCGGCUACGUGUCCUGGUACGAGUGCGGGACGCCCAUCCCGGGCCGCUGGUAGACCCGCCCCCGAGACAGGAAGUGGAGGAUUUUGUCACUUCCUGAGUCCCUCCCGAGACCUGGUGUUGUAAAUACAGACAGAACUAUCAGGAGACUAGUAUGGAUCUAUAGCGUGUACUUGUACACGGAGGAAUAUGUAGUACCUUGUACUACCGCCAAGUGGGUUAAUAUCAGGAUGGUUCUAGACCAGCCGGUUCUACGGGUGGACCUGGUCCUCGAGACCAGAAGGUUCCGGUUGAGAGGGUUCUGGUGGUUGUACAGGAAGCUUCCCAGUACAACCAGAGUCUGCUCCUGGUUUUACAGGGAGCGUCCCAGUGUACCCAGUACUUUGAGCUGACAGGGGGGCCAGUCAGUGUCCCCCUUCCACGCUUUGCACAACAGAAAUGUAUUCUCUGUAAAUGGAGAGGAUGUCUAUUUUUUCACAACAUUUUUGUAAAUCACAUUAUUCCCACCUCCUCUGCAAACAACAUGCACGUUUUAUUCCCUUGGAUGUUGGAGGAUGUGUCUUCCAAUGCACUCAAACUCUUAAGUGGAUUU